Messenger RNA from Didymodactylos carnosus, 453 nucleotides. NCBI's taxonomy places the organism in Eukaryota, Metazoa, Rotifera, Eurotatoria, Philodinida, Philodinidae. The record is from the annotation of a GenBank genome assembly.
AUGUUAACGAAAGGCUCCACGAGUAUAAUGGACAACUGUAUGGGUUAUGAUUUUGCUACUGAGAUCACAUUCAUGCCUAAUGCAACUGAUAGUAGAUUAUUUGGAAAAAACGCUCCGAAAUCUGUUCUAAAAUAUCUACAAGAAGAACCAGUAACAGCAAAUUUUCACAAUUAUUGCAUGAGACCAGAAAAUUUUACCGCAGAUCUAACAUUAUCAAAUUUCUAUAAAAUACUCUCCAUAAGUGAAGAUCUGGAAAAUAAAACAUUUAUUUCAACAAUUGAAAGCCAAAAAUAUCCAAUUUUUGGUGUUCAAUGGCAUCCAGAAAAAAAUGGAUUCGAGUGGCGUCCAAAUACGACAAUUCCACAUUCAAAAAAUGCUGUAACUGUGAUGCAGUAUAUGGCUAAUUUUUUUACAGAUCAAGGCAAGUUUAUCUCUUUACUUUUCUUUCAAUAG